UUUCUCCCUCCCAUCCUACCUCGUUAUCCUCAAACCGAGGCGCACGCAGUCCGCUCCGUCCGCGCGCUCGCGCACACACACACACACACACACACACACACACCUGCGGGAGGAGCUGCGCUGCGGAGCGGAGCGCUGCGGGGCGUGAGACCGGCUUCGCUCACACUGAACUUGGGCAUCAUCAUCAUCGGCGCUGGCGGAUAACGCAUCUGCCCGGGACUACAUCCAGCCACGAUGUCCGACUUUAUUUUGACAUUUCUGAGCAUGUCGGGAUUAAUUCUGCUGGUUAAAACGCUCACAGUGACCGGGGCUGAGCAAGCGUGUGACGUGGAGGAGUAUCUGUGUGCUGACGGCCGCAGCUGUGUUUCUGAGAGCUGGCUGUGUGACGGGGAGCUCGACUGCCCCGACGGCUCUGAUGAAACCCCAGCUAUAUGCUUGCGGCAGGUAAAGGUGAAAUGUCCCGUCAAUCACCUCCAAUGCCUCGGCACCCACAGGUGUGUGCAUUUCAGUAAACUCUGCAAUGGAGUACGAGACUGUGAGGAUGGAUACGACGAGGGCGCGCAUUGCCGCGAGUUGGUGCGUAGCUGCAAGGAGCGAAGGUGUCAGUUCGACUGUGUGAUCAUGAGAAACGGGACGGCCUGUUUCUGUGGGGAAGGUUACGAACUGGACGAGGACGGGAGGCAGUGUCGAGAUCAUGAUGAAUGCAGGGAUUAUGGGACAUGCAGUCAAAUCUGUAUGAACACGCAGGGAUCGUACAGAUGCGCUUGCACAGAUGGCUUCAGCCUGCAGGCCAACAGACGAUCCUGCAAAGCCAAAACAGAUCCUGGUGAUAAACCUCCAGUUCUGUUGACAGCAAAUAUGAAUUCUAUAUCAGUUGUUUACCUCAAUGGAUCAUCUAUGCCAAAUCUCAAGUCCAUGGAGACAAAUGGGACUCAAAUAUUGGACUUUAUUUAUAGAGAAGAGUCACUCUGUUGGCUCUCAGUGGCCCAGGAUACAGGUCAGCUGUGGUGUGCCCGCAUGACCAAACUCAAAGGCUUUUCAGAAAAGCACCAGAUACGGAUAGGUCAGAACCUACAAAAUGUGGAGCACAUGGCCAUCGACUGGUUGACAGGAAACUUCUACUUCGUAGACAGAGUGAACGACCGGAUAUUCGUUUGCAGCGAACAGGGAGAUGCAUGUGUUACCAUCAUCGACCUGGACAUCCAGAACCCUAAAGGCCUAGCACUGGAUCCCAUCAUGGGAAAACUCUUUUUCACGGACUACGGGACGAUAGCCAAGGUGGAACGCUGCAAUAUGGAUGGCACCAACCGAACCAGGAUAGUAGAGUAUAAAACCGAACAGCCAACCGCCGUGACACUGGACUUGGUGAGGAAGCUCGUCUAUUGGGCGGACGCUUAUCUGGAUUUUAUCGAAGUCGUGGAUUACAACGGCAAGAACAGACACGCGAUCAUCCAAGGAAACACGGUGUCGCACCUGUACGGAUUAGCGCUCUUUGAAGAUUACCUGUUUGCGACGUGCUCUGAACCCUCCAGAGAGAGCAAGGUGGACAUAUUUAGGAUAAAUCGCUUUAACAGCAGUGACACAAACACCGUUACCACUUUGGAAAGUGCCAGAGCUGUCCGAGUUUAUCACAGAUUGGCUCAACCUACAGUCAGGACUCACGCAUGCAGCCCUGACCCACACGGACGAAAGGGUGGAUGCUCGCAUAUCUGUCUCCUGAGCCACAACUACAAAUCACGCGUGUGCCGCUGCCGGACUGGCCACGUCCUUGCCAGCGACGGGAAGUCAUGCAAAAAACCAAAGAACGAGCUGUUCCUGUUUUACGGAAAAGGACGGCCUGGGGUUAUCAGAGGUCUGGAUAUGAAUAUCAAGUCUGGAGAUGAACAUUUGAUUCAAAUCGAAGGGCUCGUGAGUCCCAGAGCGUUGGAUUUCCAUGCAGAAAGUAGCUACAUCUACUUUGCCGACACCACAAGCUUCCUAAUUGGACGGCAGAAGAUUGACGGAACCGCUCGGGAGACGAUCCUUAAGGACGAGCUAGAUAAUGUUGAGGGUAUUUCGGUGGACUGGAUAGGUAAUAACCUGUUCUGGACAAAUGACGGUUAUAGAAAGACCAUCAGCGUGGCUGGGCUGGACCGGCCCUCGCAGACCAGGAGAACGCUUUUAGAAGGCAAUAUGUCUCAUCCCAGGGCCAUUGUUGUGGAUCCACUAAAUGGAUGGAUGUAUUGGACGGACUGGGAGGAGGAUGAGUUAAUUGACAGCAGAGGAAGGAUAGAGAAGGCCUGGAUGGAUGGAUCUCAGCGUCAGAUCUUCGUCACAUCCAACAUGCUGUGGCCCAAUGGCCUAACUCUGGACCACUCCUCCAGCGUCAUGUACUGGUGUGACGCCUACUAUGACCACAUUGAGAAAAUCUACCUCAAUGGCAGCCACAGAACGGUCAUGUACAGCGGGAAAGAGUUGAAUCAUCCAUUUGGGAUUGCGCAUUUCCAGAAUUACAUAUUCUGGACAGAUUACAUGAACGCCUCAAUAUUCCGUCUGGAUUUGUCGUCCAGUGAUGUUGCUCUAAUGCGGGCAGAAAGACCGCCUCUUGGAAUUCAGGUGUAUGACCACAGAGCCAGAAAGGGUAAUAACCAGUGUUCGGCAAAUCACGGUGGCUGCGGCUCUUCGGCUCUAUGCCUUGCUACGCCUGCAGGUCGCAUAUGCGCCUGCGCAGAUGGCCAGCAUUUGGAGAAAGAUAACGUCACCUGUUCAUCUCCAUCAGAGGUCAGUAAGACAAAGCGCUGCGGCCCGGCAGAGUUUCAGUGCCAGAACCAGCGCUGCAUCCAGCUCUCGUGGAAGUGUGAUGGGGAUGAUGACUGCUCAGACGGCAGCGAUGAAGAUCCGCUCCUCUGCUCCAAUCGCAGCUGCCCAGCGGACCAAUUUAAAUGCCUGAACAACCGCUGUAUCCCGAAGAGAUGGCUGUGUGACGGCACCGACGACUGCGGCAGCAACGAAGAUGAGUCCAACCGCACCUGCUCGGCCCAAACCUGCCAGCCGGGCCAGUUUCCCUGUGAGAAUGGACGCUGCAUCCCAGAGAACUGGCGCUGUGACCGUGAUGAUGACUGCGGGGAUCAGUCGGAUGAGUCUUCGUCAUGUGAUUUCCCAACUUGUGAACCGCUGACCCAGUUUGGCUGUACUAAUGGGAAAUGCAUCAGUGUGAAAUGGCACUGUGAUUCCGAGGAUGACUGCGGGGACGGCAGUGAUGAGGUGGGCUGUGUUCACGCCUGUUCGGUGGCUCAGUUUCAGUGCUCCAGUGGGAAGUGCAUCCCUGAGCACUGGAUGUGUGACGGGGACAAUGACUGCGGUGACCUCAGCGACGAGAACGCCACCUGCUCCAGGACAGCGCUCUCCGCCGUUAGCGACUGCAGCGAGAAAGAGUUCCACUGCCACGGCGACGGAACCUGCGUUCCUGAAAUAUGGCGCUGCGACGGAGAUAAAGACUGUGAAGAUGGUAGCGAUGAAUUUGCCUGUGAGGGAGCCAAGAGAAUGUGUGACCCCAAGGCAAAGUUCACCUGCAAAGUCUCAGGGAAAUGCAUUAGUAAGGACUGGGUGUGCGACGGAGACAUCGACUGCGAGGACCAAUCGGAUGAGGAGGGGUGCGAAGUGUCCGUCUGUAAGCCUCCGAAGUUCCCCUGCGGCAAUGACACGUCUGUGUGCCUCCCGCCAGAGCGAAUCUGUAAUGGCUGGAGGGACUGCACCGACCACUCCGACGAGGGACCCUACUGUGACGAAUGUUUAGUGAGGAAGGGCGGCUGCAGCCACGAGUGCUCGGUUGCGCCGGGUAAAGGGGUCGUGUGUUCUUGUCCGGCGGGGUUCCAGCUGGGUUCGGACGGCCGGACAUGUGAAGUCCUAGAUUACUGCACCAAGCACCUGCGCUGCAGCCAAGUUUGUGAACAGCACAAGAAUACUGUGAAAUGUUCCUGCUAUCCAGGCUGGAGUCUUGGACCUGAUGGAGACAGCUGUUACAGUACAGAUCCUUUUGAGGCGUUCAUCAUUUUUUCCAUCAGGCACGAAAUUCGGCGUAUCAACCUGCAAAGGGGCGACUACAGCCUGUUAGUCCCCGGGCUCAGGAACACCAUCGCUCUGGAUUUCCAUUUCAGCCAGAGCCUGCUAUACUGGACUGACGUCGUAGAGGACAAAAUUUACCGUGGGAAGCUGUCAGAGGGCGGCGGUGUUUCAUCAAUCGAGGUGGUGGUCCAGCAUGGUCUAGCCACUCCAGAAGGCCUUGCUGUUGAUUGGAUAGCAGGAAAUCUCUACUGGAUAGACAGCAACUUGGACCAGAUCGAGGUGUCCAAGCUGAAUGGCGAAUUACGAACCACCCUCAUCGCUGGGGGUAUGGAACACCCUCGGGCCAUCGCCGUGGACCCCGGACAGGGUGCCUUGUUCUGGACCGACUGGGAUGCCACGUUUCCUCGUAUUGAAGGCGCUUCCAUGAGCGGGAAACGGCGUCAUGUGGUUUUCAAGGACAUGGACUCCGGCGCUUGGCCCAACGGAUUGACCUUGGACCACAUGGAGAGCAGGAUAGUAUGGACAGAUGCCCGAUCUGACGCUAUAUACUCUGCUCUGUAUGAUGGAACGGGGAUGAUUGAAAUUCUCAGAGGCCACGAGUUCCUCUCUCACCCGUUCGCCGUGUCUCUCUUUGGUGGGAGUGUUUAUUGGACUGACUGGAGGACCAACACUUUGACAAAAGCUAACAAAUGGACCGCCAACGUGACUGUGAUCCAAAAAACCAGCGCCCAACCCUUCGAUCUGGAAAUAUACCAUCCUAGCAGGCAGCCACAAACUCCUAACCCGUGCGCUGGUAACGGAGGAAGAGGCCCGUGUUCUCACCUCUGCCUUAUAAAUUAUAAUGCUUCUGCAUCUUGCUCCUGUCCGCAUCUCAUGAAACUGUCGGCCAACAACCGAAGCUGCCAAGGUGUGAAGAAGUUUUUGUUAUACGCUCGGAGAUCUGAGAUUCGAGGGGUGGACAUCGACAACCCGUACCUCAACGUCAUCAUGGCCCUCACCGUCCCCGAUAUCGAUGACGUCUCGGCGAUGGAUUACGAUGCCGUAGACGAGAGGAUCUACUGGGCCGAUGUGAAGACCCGGACGAUAAAACGGGCCUUCAUUAACGGAACCAAACUCGAAACCGUCCUGUCUGGAGACCUGUCUAAUGUCCGCGGCCUGGCUAUUGACUGGCUGUCGAGAAACAUGUACUGGAUGAGCUCAGACAACGACGAGACCCACAUUAACGUCGCCCGUCUCGACGGAUCUCUCAAAGCCACCGUCGUUCACGGCAUGGACAAACCCAAGUGUCUCGUCCUGCAUCCAUCUAAAGGGAAGAUGUUCUGGAUGGAUGGGGGCACUAUAAAUAUGGCCAAUAUGGAUGGCAGCAACAUCAAGAUUUUGCACCAGAACCAGAAGGAGCCUGUUGGGCUGUCGAUCGAUUACUCGGCCAACAAGCUUUACUGGAUAAGUUCCGGAAACGGAACUAUUAAUAGGUGUAACCUUGAUGGGAGUGGCCUGGACGUGAUUGACAGCUUGAAAAAAGAGCUCCGGAAAGCCACGGCAUUAGCAGUGAUGGGUGGGAAGUUAUGGUGGGCAGAUGAUGUCCUCGCUCAGCUGGGAACCGUUAACAAGAGAGAUGGGAAAAACCUGACGGUUCUUCGGAAUAAGACCACAGGCGUCGUCCAUAUCAAAGUGUAUGACAAAGACAGUCAGAAAGGUCGCAAUCCUUGUGUACCGAACAACGGUGGUUGUUCCCAGCUUUGCCUUCCCACUUCUGAAACGACUCGGACGUGUUCUUGUACUACAGGCUAUAAUCUUCGUCCCGACCGCUCCACCUGUGAAGGUCUUCAGUCUUUCCUGAUGUACUCCGUUAAUGAGGGUAUAAGAGGACUGUCUCUGGAUCCCAGCGAUAACUCAGAAGUUUUGAUGCCGCUAACUGGCACUCUGUUCGCCGUGGGAUUGGACUAUCAUGCCGGAAAUGAUACAUUGUACUGGACGGACAUGGGCUCUAACAGAAUCUCUAGGUCCAGUCGGGAUCAGACCUGGAGAGAGGACAUCGUCACGAGCGGUCUUGGACGUGUUGAAGGACUAGCGGUGGACUGGAUAGCAGGUAAUAUUUACUGGACGGACCACGGUUUAAAUCUCAUUGAGGUCGCUCGAUUGAAUGGCAUGUACCGUGCCGUGGUGAUAUCUGACGGCCUUGAUCAACCCAGAGCCAUUGCUGUGCACCCGAUGAAAGGGUUUCUCUUCUGGACGGAGUGGGGCCAGAGUCCUACCAUCUCCAGGUCAUGUCUGGAUGGUUCAGAGCAAGCCGUGCUUGUUAGCACCGGACUAGCAAGGCCCAACGGCAUCUCAAUAGACUACCAGGAAAAUAAAUUAUACUGGUGUGAUGCCCGCAACAACAAGAUCGAAAGAAUCAACCUUGAGCGGGGUGAGCAGAGGGAGAUUGUGUUCUCAUCGAGUGGGGUGGAUAUGUUUUCCAUAGCAGUCUUUGGGGCUUACCUCUUCUGGUCUGACAGAGCCUACGCCAAUGGAUCCAUCCGCCGUGCUUCCAAGAAAGACGCCGUGGAUGUAGUGACCAUCAGGAGCGGCUUGGGCGUCAGUCUGAAAGAUGUGAAGGUCUUUAACCAGGAUCGGGAGAAAGGUACGAACACUUGCAGCAGAUCGAAUGGAGGAUGCCAGCAACUUUGUUUUUACUUGGGGAAUAACCGGAAAACUUGUGCUUGCGCGCACGGAUAUCUCGCUCAGGAUGGACUCAGGUGCAACAGGUACGAGGGUUACCUGCUGUACUCCGAAAGGACCGUUUUGAGGAGUAUUCAUCUAUCGGAUGAGAAUAACCUCAACUCGCCGAUAAGGGCGUAUGAGAACCCGAAUUAUUUUAAAAACAUUAUAGCUUUGGCCUUUGAUCAUCGGCAGAAAGCCCAAGGAACCAACAGGAUCUUCUUUAGCGAUGUUCAUUAUGGGAAUAUACAAGUCAUCAACGACGACUGGACAGGAAGACGCGUCAUUGCUGAGAAUGUUGGUUCUGUGGAGGGACUGGCGUACCACCGUGGAUGGGACGUCCUGUACUGGACGAGCUCCACCACGGCCACCGUCACCCGCCACAGCAUCGACCAGACCAGACCAAACGUCUUCGACCGAGACACGGUGGUCUCCCUGUCUGAGGAGGACCACCCACACGUCCUCACUCUAGACGAAUGUCAGAACUUGAUGUUCUGGACGAACUGGAAUGAGCAGAAGCCGAGCAUCAUGAGGUCGUCUUUAACCGGCCGCAACGUCCGCGUCAUUGUUAGCGUGGAUGUCAUCACCCCUAAUGGACUCACCAUCGACCACAAAGCCGAAAAGCUAUAUUUUUCCGACGGCAGCCUCGGCCACAUCGAGAGGUGUGAUUACGACGGCUCACACAGAUACGUCAUUGUGAAAUCAGGACCCGGAACGUUCUUUGGCUUGGCAAUUUACAGAGACUUCAUCUUCUGGUCCGACUGGACACGGCGGGCUGUGAUCCGCUCUGAUAAGUUCACCGGAGCCAAUACGAAAGUCCUCCGCGCAGACAUCCCUCAUCAACCGAUGGGAAUCAUUGCUGUUUCCAAUGACACCAACAGCUGUGAGUCAUCCCCAUGCAGCGUGAAUAAUGGAGGGUGCCAUGACCUUUGCCUUUUGACUCCACUUGGUGUGGUAAACUGUACUUGUCGUGGAGAACGGGUAUUACUGGAUGACAACAGAUGUGUAUCCAUGAACUCUUCCUGUAACAUCCACUCUGAGUUCCAGUGCGGAAACGGGGAAUGCAUCGAUUACCAACUGACAUGUGACGGCAUCGCGCACUGCAAAGACAGGUCGGAUGAGAAGAUGCAGUAUUGCGAGAACCGGAACUGCAGACACGGCUUUAAAUCGUGCUAUAACCAGCGCUGUGUGGCCAACCAUCGAUUCUGUAAUGGAGUGAAUGAUUGCGGGGAUAACUCGGAUGAAGUUUACUGUAACAAUUCCUCGUGUUCGUCCUCUGAGCGAUGGUGUGCAGACGGCGCCUGUAUUCCUGCAUCAUCCUGGUGUAAUCAGAUCAUCGAUUGCGCUGACGCAUCGGACGAGAAAAGCUGUAAUAGCACAGACUGCAUGGAAUACUACAGACUGGGUUCUCGCGCCAGCGACAGCGAGAGGUUUCUAAGCUGCAAUUCCACAUCGCUGUGUGUUCAUCCCUCCUGGAUCUGCGAUGGAGCCAACGACUGUGGGGAUUACGCAGACGAAAUACACUGCCACGCUUCAGUCCAUACCUGUGAGGACGGCCAUUUUGCGUGUCCCAGUGGAAACUGCAUCUCCAGCGUCUGGUUGUGUGAUGGACAAAAAGACUGCGAGGACGGAGCGGAUGAAUUUCAAUGCGAUUCGUCGUGCCUUUGGAAUCAGUUCGCCUGCUCGAAAAACAAGUGCAUCGCCAAACAGUGGCUUUGUGACGGGGAGAACGACUGCGGUGACGGAUUGGAUGAAAGCGAGGAAAUUUGCGGUUCGGCGACGUGCGCCCCCGGUUUGUUCAGUUGCCCAGGAUCGUAUGCCUGUGUACCCAGGAACUGGUUAUGUGACGGAGAGAGAGACUGUCCCGAUGGUAGCGAUGAAUUAGCGGUAGCUGGCUGUGCUCCGAACAACACGUGCACCGAGAGCACGUUCCAGUGCCGGAACCAGAACUGCGUCCCGCGUCGUUUCGUGUGUGACCAUGACGACGACUGCGGAGAUGGUUCUGACGAGUCUCUGGAAUGCGAAUAUCGCUUAUGCAAAGAGGAGGAGUUCCGCUGCGCAGAUGGGCGGUGUUUAUUGAGAGCCCAAUGGGAGUGUGACGGCUUCCCCGACUGUCUGGACCAAUCAGACGAGCUGCCACUCAACCCGAAGUGUUCCGCUGCAGAAAGUUUGUGCAACGGUUCGGUUUUCAUGUGCGCAAACGGCCGCUGCGUUCCGCUGGGCAGCGUGUGCAAUCAGCACGACGACUGCGGCGACCGAUCCGACGAGAGGAACUGCCACGUUAACGAGUGUCUGAACCGUAAAGUCAGCGGAUGCACCCAGGACUGCCAAGACCUACCCGUGGGAUACAAGUGUACUUGUUGGCCGGGGUUUCGCCUGAAAAACGACGGCAGGACUUGCAUCGACGUGGACGAAUGUUCAGAGAACUUUCCCUGCAGUCACCAGUGCAUCAACACCUACGGGUCUUUUCACUGCCUGUGUGCCGACGGGUACCAGCGUCCCGCCAGUAACCCGCACAGCUGCAGGUCUCUCUCAGUGGAGGAGCCUUUUCUUAUUCUUGCUGACCAUCACGAAAUCCGAAAAAUCAGUCUGGAUGGAUCAAACUACACGCUUCUGAAACAGGGACUCAGUAAUGUCAUCUCUCUAGACUUUGACUACAGGAAGGAGUUGAUCUAUUGGAUUGACACUAGCAGGCCCAGCGGACGCAGAAUCAACAGAAUGCGCCUGAAUGGAAGUGACCUCAAGGUGGUUCACAGAACGUCGGUCCCCAGCGCUCUCGCUGUGGACUGGAUCGGCAAGAACUUGUACUGGUGUGACGGAGAGAGAAAGACCCUGGAGGUGGCGAAAGCUAAUGGACUCUACCCGACUGUACUGCUGAGGACUGGAUUGAGGAAUCCAACCACUCUUGCCCUCGACACUCACAUGGGAUAUGUGUUCUGGAUCGACUGCUGCGAGCAGCCCCAAAUUGGACGGAUCGGAAUGGACGGCAGCAAGCCUCGUGUCAUAAUCGAUACAGAAAUACGUGCUCCAGCCUUGACUGUUGACCACAUCAACAAAAGGAUCUACUGGGCUGACGAGAACCAUAUCUUGUUUUCGAACAUGGAUGGUACAAAAAGACACAAAGUCCCUAUUAAGGACAUAGGUGGCGUAACCGGCCUCACACUCUUUGAGGACUUCAUCUACUGGAGCGACCAGAAGUCGAAAACCCUCAGUCGUUCACACAAGACGUCCGGCGGCCAACAUACAGAACUCCUUAGUUCCUGGCAAACCAUUCGAGACAUUAAAGUCUACCAUCCACUCCGACAACCUGAUGUGCCAAAGCAUCAGUGUCAGGUGACUAAUGGAGGGUGCAGUCACCUAUGCCUUCUUUCCCCUGGUGGGGGAUACAAGUGCGCUUGCCCUACACACUUCUACCUGGCAAACGACAACAAAACCUGUCUCUCUAACUGCACCGCCAGCCAGUUCCGCUGUGGUACGGAUGAGUGUAUUCCCUUCUGGUGGAAGUGCGACACUGUGGACGACUGCGGAGAUGGAUCUGAUGAACCGGCAGAUUGCCCGGAGUUUAAAUGCCAGCCCGGAAGGUUCCAGUGUGGAACGGGUUUGUGUGCCCUCCCUCCCUUCAUCUGCGAUGGAGAGAACGACUGCGGAGACAACUCUGAUGAAGCCAACUGUGACUCAUACAUCUGUCUGUCUGGCCAGUUUAAGUGCACUCACCGGCAAAAAUGCAUCCCUAUAAACCUGCGCUGUAACGGACAAGACGACUGUGGAGACGGUGAAGAUGAAACCGAUUGCCCCGAGAACACUUGCUCGCCGUCCCAGUUUCAGUGCAAGACCACAAUGCACUGCAUCUCCAAGCUGUGGGUGUGCGACGAGGACCCCGACUGCGCCGACGGCUCGGACGAGGCCAACUGCGAUGAAAAGACGUGCGGGCCGCAUGAAUUUCGCUGCAAGGACAACAACUGCAUACCGGACCACUGGAGGUGUGACGGCCAGAGCGACUGUAGCGACAAUUCAGACGAGGAGAACUGCAAGCCGGUAACGUGCAAUUCGAAAAAUUUCAUCUGCGCCAACGGAGAGUGCAUCUCGUCGCGUUUCCGCUGCGACGGCGACUUCGACUGCACCGAUAACUCCGACGAGAGAGGCUGCGAGAGCCACUGCUCCGAGGAUCAGUUCCAGUGCCUGAAUCAUCUCUGUAUCUCAGUCAAAUGGCUCUGUGAUGGACAGGAAGACUGCAAAACCGGGGAAGAUGAGGCCAACUGCAGCCCUGCCAACACUGCUAUGACAGCUCGGCCGACGUCGUGCGCUCAGAACGAGUAUGUGUGUGUUGGAGGAGGCUGUGUGUCGGCCGCUCAGCGAUGCGACGGACAAAACGACUGCUCAGACGGGUCUGAUGAGGUGGACUGUAUCCGGGACUGUAAGGAGGACGAGUUCCUGUGUCGGAAUCGAGCACACUGUGUUCCCUCCCGCUGGAGAUGUGACGGAGUCUCCGACUGCCUGGAUCAAAGUGACGAGGACAACUGUGAUCAGGGCUCGUUGGUUUGCCGCGCGGACGAGUUUGUUUGUAACAACACUCUGUGUAAGCUGCUGGUCUGGCUGUGCGACGGGGAGGAUGACUGCGGAGACAACUCAGACGAAGAUUCAAACAUGUGUGGAAAGUUGCCAUGUCCUCCAAACAGACCGUUCCGCUGCAGGAACGACAGAGUGUGUCUCCGGAGCGAACAAAUCUGCAACGGAGCGAACGACUGCGGAGACGGUUCAGACGAAGGAGACUGUGCGGAGGUGAUGAAAAGGCAGAGGCCGUGCGGAAAGACCGAAUUCUCCUGUGCCAAUCACCGCUGCAUCCCGGCCGAGCUCCAGUGCGACUUCUUCGACGAUUGCGAAGACGGCGGAUCGGACGAGCGCGACUGCAAGGCAUAUUCUGUGGAUGGUGCGUGUCGAGGACGGGCCGAUUUGUGCGGAGACGACGCUUUCUGCAACCACACCAAGACACCUUCAGUCUGCCAGUGCAAACAUGGCUUUCAGAGGAACCCAAAAAACAAGCAAUGCGAAGAGGUGAACGAGUGUCUGCGGUUCGGGAGCUGCUCGCAGUACUGCACCAACACCAAGGGCUCGUACAAGUGCACUUGUGACCGGAACUUCAAGGAGAUCGAUGGGGAAUGCAUCACAAAGGGACCAGAAGAUCAGGUCCUGUACGUGGCCAACGACACUGAAAUUCGCAGCUUUGUGUAUCCCUACAACCAAACCCAUGGACACACUCAACUGGCCCGAAUCUCGGACAGCGCUCGGAUCAUCGGCCUGGACGCUUUAUUCCACCACCACAAGUUUGUGUGGGCCACUCAGUUUAACCCGGGGGUCUUUUACAAAGACCUCCAGGACAGGAGCCCAAUCACAUCAACCAGUGGAGUCAUAUGUCCAGACUUCCGGAGGCCCCGGGACAUCUCGGCCGAUUGGGUGACGGGGAACCUGUACUGGACGGAUCACUCCCGGAUGCACUGGUUCAGCUAUUACACGGCACACUGGCGCCGACUUCGCUACUCCAUCAACGUGGGACAGCUGGGGGGUCCCAACUGCACCCGGCUCAUCACAGACAUCGACGGGGAGCCUUUCGCUAUUACCGUUAACCCUGUACGCGGGAUGGUCUACUGGACUGUGAUUGGUGACCACUCUCACAUUGAAGAGGCCGCCAUGGACGGGUCCUUGCGGCGCGUUUUACUGGAGAGGAACCUGCGUAGACCGACCGGACUCGCAAUUGAUUAUUACAACCAGCGGCUGUACUGGUCAGACUCUGAGCUGUCUCAGAUCGGGAGCGUGCGUUUCGACGGCUCCGAUCCGCUGGUGGCUGCUAGCAGUCGAGAUGGAAUUUCUCAGCCCUUCCGGAUCGACCUGUUUGAGGACUACAUCUACGGGGUCGGCGCGAAGCACGACGUCUUCAGGGUUCAUAAAUAUGGGAAGUGGCCCGCCGAGAAGCUCAGUCUGGGUGUGGAGAGAGCGUCCAGCGUCCUGGUCUUCCAUCGGUACAAACAGCAGGAGGUGUCCAACCCAUGUGCAAAGAUGAAUUGUGCUUUCCUUUGCCUCCUGAACCCCAGCGGGGCCAGAUGUGUGUGUCCUGAGGGGAAAAUUCUGCUGAACAGGACCUGCACGGACACCAACAUCUCAGGAGACCUGUGUCACCCGGCCUGUGAGAACGGAGGUCGCUGUGUCACUAAUGAACGAGGGGAAACGCGCUGCUUCUGCUGGCCCAACUACUCCGGGGAGCGCUGCGAGAUCAGCCACUGCAAGGACCACUGCCUCAACGGAGCCACCUGCACGGGAUCUCCACUAGGAAAGCCCACGUGUCGCUGCGCUCUGGGCUUCACUGGUCCUCUGUGUGAGAAGCGUGUUUGUGACGGUUACUGUCUGAACGGAGGCACGUGUGACAUGACCCUGGGGAACCAGCCUGUGUGCCACUGUCUGGCAGAAUACACCGGAGAACGCUGUCUACACCAUAUUUGUCACCAUUAUUGCGUGAACUCCAAAGGCUGCACGCUGUCAGGCUCAGGACACGUGGAGUGUGUGUGUCCCACCCGCUACGAGGGGCCCAAAUGUGAGACGGACCGGUGUCUCCGCUGCCGAGGGGCCCCGUGUAUCGUAGACGAAGAGACGGGGGACGUCGCCUGCAACUGUACGAACGGCAGAAUCGCGGCCAGCUGUCAGUUGUGUGACGGAUACUGUUAUAACGGAGGAACCUGUCACCUCGACUCCGAGACGGGCCUGCCGUUCUGUCAUUGCCCGUCCGAGUUUAAAAGCCCGAGAUGUGACGAGAGAGCUAACCCGUGCGAUCACUACUGUCAGAACCGGGGCGUUUGUUCCCUCACCGCCUAUAACAAACCUCGCUGCAAGUGCUCUGCAAACUGGUCGGGAACGCAGUGCGAAAGACCCGCGACCAAGACCAGCCGCUCAGAAAACUUCAGCGGGAGAAGUAUUGCCAUAAUAGUGCCUCUAGUUCUUCUUGUAUGCAUUAUCGCCGCCGUUGCGGUGGGACUCCUUAUUUGCAAAAGAUGUCGAAGAGGUAAGCAGGUUCAGCGGCAGCCCAUGGCGAAUGGUGGCUUGAACGUGGAGAUCGGGAAUCCGUCCUACAACAUGUACGAAGUUGACCACGACAAUCACGUAGAUGUGGGAAGCUUUCUUCACCCCAGCUUCACACUUGACCCUCAUAAGGGCUGGUGUGUGAAGUCAAGCGACCCGCGCAAUUUACCCCCCGCGCGCCCGAUGACUGCACACACUUUACCCAUCCAGAACGUCCCAAAGGAGCUCAUUCCAGGACAGGCCAUGAACUACUCAAACCGCAUCUAUUCAAAGAUGACAUACCACGACGGACAGCACUGUCGAAAACCAGUCAUCAACCUCGACAUGAGACGCGACUUACUCCCAAAGAGACUGGAAACGACCAUUCGAGAAACGGCCGCAUAACCUAGCUUUUUGUUUUGUUUUGUUUUUUAUAAAGAUCUGUAUAAAAUGUAUACAAAAACAAAUACUUUUUAUGUCCAGUCAGGUUAAAUCAUCUACUUUUCAUCCCACAUAUAUGUGCCGGUUUUCGUUUUAGUUUAUUUCAUUGCAACCAAAAUGUUUUUAUAUAUAUAU
Puntigrus tetrazona (Sumatra barb) is the source of this 14364-nucleotide messenger RNA. It is a transcript of the gene lrp1ba, whose product is annotated as low density lipoprotein receptor-related protein 1Ba. Lineage: Eukaryota; Metazoa; Chordata; Actinopteri; Cypriniformes; Cyprinidae. Gene Ontology annotation, molecular function: calcium ion binding; protein binding. The record is from RefSeq and is a predicted model, not a curated record.